This is a messenger RNA of Durio zibethinus, 4683 nucleotides long. The record is from RefSeq and is a predicted model, not a curated record. NCBI's taxonomy places the organism in Eukaryota, Viridiplantae, Streptophyta, Magnoliopsida, Malvales, Malvaceae.
UUGGAAAGUGAUUUUCUGCCAGCUUUUUGUCUCUCAUUUUGCAUUCCUUUAUUUAAGUACCCUACAUUUCUCUCGUUUUCCCACCCAACAAGAGCAGAACACACACUGUCUUUUUCAUUUCAAAGGUGUUUUUGCGAGAAACAAAGAAGAAAUUAUGUUAUAAAUCUUCAUUCAGAUUAUUAUAACUGGGUGGAUUUUUUUUUUUUUUUGUUUAUAGUAAUUGAUUAACGAAGCUAAGCUGUAGCCUGAAUUAAGAAUAAUAUAACAUAUCAUGGCGUCAGCAUUAGCUGGAGAUGAUUUAGCAAGGUCGAUGAGCAGCAGAAGGAGCUGGGCGGCAUCGAACGGUCAUAGGAGCAGGGCAUCAGCGAGCUUCAGGGAGGUUUUGCAACCUCCACCUGAAGUGUUUAACAGGAGUGAACGUCAAGAUGAUGAGGAAGAGCUACGUUGGGCUGCUAUCGAGAGGUUGCCAACGUAUGAUCGGUUGAGAAAAGGGAUGUUGAGACAAGUUCUUGAUAAUGGGAGGGUUGUUCAUGAUGAAGUUGAUGUUACCAAGCUUGGGAUGCAAGACAAGAAGCAGUUGAUGGAUAGUCUGUUGAAAGUUGUUGAAGAAGAUAAUGAAAAGUUUUUGAGGAGAUUAAGGGACAGAACAGAUAGAGUGGGGAUUGAGAUUCCAAAGAUUGAAGUUCGGUUUGAGCAUUUGGCAGUUGAAGGAGACGUGUAUGUUGGAAGCAGAGCUCUUCCUACUCUCCUUAAUGUGACCUUAAACACAAUAGAGGGCAUUCUCGGAUUGGUCCGGCUUGCGCCAUCUAAGAAGAGAAAAAUUCAGAUACUUGAAAAUGUUAGCGGCAUAAUCAAACCCUCAAGGAUGACCCUACUUCUGGGUCCUCCAGGAGCUGGAAAAACAACAUUGUUAAUGGCACUUGCUGGAAGGCUUGAUCAUGAUCUAAGGUCAUCUGGAAAAGUGACUUACUGCGGUCAUGAAUUGGAUGAGUUUGUUCCUCAAAAGACAUGUGCUUAUAUCGGUCAACACGAUCUUCACCACGGUGAAAUGACAGUGCGAGAGACAUUGGAUUUUUCGGGACGUUGUUUGGGUGUUGGUACAAGAUAUGAAAUGCUUACAGAGCUGUCAAGAAGAGAGAAAGAAGCUGGAAUUAAGCCAGAUUCUGAGAUUGAUGCGUUCAUGAAAGCCACAGCAGUGGCAGGCCAAGAAACAAGCUUGGUGACAGAUUAUAUUCUUAAGAUACUUGGAUUGGAUAUUUGUGCGGAUAUCAUGGUUGGAGAUGAGAUGCAUAGGGGUAUUUCUGGUGGCCAAAAGAAGCGUGUGACCACAGGAGAAAUGUUGGUUGGACCAGCAAAGGCUCUAUUUAUGGAUGAAAUAUCAACAGGAUUGGACAGUUCUACUACUUUCCAGAUUUGCAAGUUCAUGAGGCAAAUAGUUCAUAUCAUGGAUGUAACCAUGGUCAUUUCUCUUCUACAGCCGGCACCAGAGACAUAUGAUCUUUUCGAUGACAUUAUCGUUCUUUCAGAGGGUCAAAUUGUUUACCAGGGUCCACGUGAGAAUGUCUUGGAUUUCUUUGAAUACAUGGGCUUCAAGUGCCCUGAGAGAAAAGGAGUUGCUGACUUUUUGCAAGAAGUAACUUCCAAGAAGGACCAAGAACAAUAUUGGUUAAAAAAGAACCAACCCUACAGAUAUGUUUCAGUUUCUGAUUUUGUGCAUGGAUUCGAUUCCUUCCACAUUGGCCAACAGCUUGCAUCAGACCUUAGAGUUCCCUAUGAUAAGUCCAAAACCCAUCCUGCUGCCUUAGUUACAGAAAAAUAUGGCAUUUCCAGUUGGGAACUGUUAAGGGCAUGUUUUGCAAGGGAAUGGCUGCUAAUAAAGCGUAACUCUUUUGUGUAUAUAUUCAACAUUGUUCAGAUAGCAAUCAUGUCAGUGAUUGGCUUCACUGUGUACCUAAGAACAGAAAUGCCAGUGGGUACUUUGGAAAAUGGUCAAAAAUUUUUUGGAGCCCUAUUUUUCAGUUUAUUCAAUGUGAUGUUCAAUGGAUUGGCGGAACUUACACUGACGAUUUUCAGGCUUCCUGUAUUCUAUAAACAAAGACACUUCUUGUUUUAUCCUGCAUGGGCUUUUGGCCUACCAAUUUCGGUCCUUAGAAUCCCACAAUCACUUAUAGAAUCAGGGAUAUGGAUUGCCCUGACAUACUACACAAUUGGCUUUGCUCCAUCUGCUACCAGGUUCUUCCGACAGUUUUUGACAUUACUUGGCAUCCAUCAGAUGGCUUUGUCCCUCUUUAGGUUCAUUGCUGCAGUAGGAAGGACACAGGUGGUUGCGAACACCCUGGGUACCUUCAUCAUGCAAUUGAUUUUUGUACUUGGAGGCUUUAUCGUUGCCAAACAUGACAUUGAACCAUGGAUGAUCUGGGGCUACUAUGUUUCUCCUAUGAUGUAUGGACAAAAUGCCAUAGUCAUGAACGAAUUCCUCGACAAAAGAUGGGGAGCGAACAACACAGACCCCAGAUUUGAUGCACCAACAGUGGGAAAAGUUCUUCUCAACACCAGAGGCUUCUUUACAGAUGAAUAUUGGUUUUGGAUUUGUGUUGGAGCACUCUUUGGCUUCGCCCUUCUCUUCAACAUUUUAUUUAUUGGAGCAUUGACUUUCCUGAAUCCCCUUGGUGCUUCCAAACCCGUAGUUGUCAAUGAAGAUGAAAAUAAGAAGACUAAAAACCCAUCCUCUGCUGGAAGGCAACCAGAAGGUAUUAAUAUGCAAGUAAGAAACUCUUCAGAUAUCGUGAAUGCUGCAGGAAGCGCACCUAGAAAAGGAAUGGUUUUACCUUUCCAACCCCUUUCACUUGCAUUCAACCAUAUUAACUACUAUGUGGAUAUGCCUGCAGAAAUGAAGACUCAAGGAGUUGAAGAAGAUCGUCUUCAGCUGCUACAAGAUGUUAGUGGCGCUUUCAGACCAGGAAUAUUGACAGCAUUAGUGGGUGUAAGUGGUGCUGGGAAGACAACCUUGAUGGACGUUUUAGCAGGAAGGAAAACAGGCGGAUACAUUGAGGGAAGCAUCAGCAUCUCGGGUUACACAAAGAACCAAGCAACCUUUGCUCGUGUGAGCGGUUACUGUGAACAAAAUGACAUUCACUCCCCAAAUGUCACGGUUUAUGAAUCACUCUUGUACUCAGCUUGGCUCCGUCUUGCUUCUGACAUAGACACCAAGACUAGAAAGAUGUUUGUUGAUGAAGUUAUGGAGUUGGUUGAGCUCAAACCAAUAAGGAAUGCCAUAGUUGGACUUCCAGGAGUUGAUGGUCUUUCAACAGAACAAAGGAAGAGGUUGACAAUUGCAGUAGAGUUGGUUGCUAAUCCCUCUAUCAUCUUUAUGGAUGAGCCAACUUCUGGACUUGAUGCCAGAGCUGCCGCAAUUGUGAUGCGUACUGUGAGAAAUACUGUGGACACAGGGAGAACUGUUGUGUGCACAAUUCAUCAGCCUAGCAUUGACAUCUUUGAAGCUUUCGAUGAGUUACUCUUGAUGAAAAGAGGAGGGCAAGUUAUUUAUGCUGGACCUCUUGGUCGCCAAUCUCAGAAGCUUAUAGAAUAUUUUGAGGCUGUCCAAGGGGUUCCAAAGAUUAGGGAUGGAUACAAUCCUGCGACAUGGAUGCUUGAGGUCAGCGCUCCGCCAGUUGAGGUUCAAUUGAACGUAGAUUUUGCAGAUAUUUAUGCCAGCUCUUCACUUUAUCAGAGGAAUCAGGAACUUAUCAAAGAGCUUAGUACACCAGCUCCUGGCUCCAAAGAUCUCUUCUUCCCAACCAGAUAUUCUCAGCCAUUCCUUACGCAGUGCAAGGCCUGCUUCUGGAAACAACACUGGUCUUACUGGAGGAACCCUCAAUACAAUGCCAUUAGGUUUUUCACGACAACAAUUAUUGGUAUAUUAUUUGGUCUUAUCUUCUGGAAAAAAGGACAACAAACAACAAAACAACAAGAUCUGAUGAAUCUUCUCGGAGCAAUGUACUCUGCCGUGCUUUUCCUUGGAGCAACCAAUGCCUCUGCUGUGCAAUCUGUUGUUGCAAUAGAGAGAACUGUCUUCUAUCGUGAAAGAGCAGCUGGAAUGUAUUCUGAAUUGCCUUAUGCAUUUGCUCAGGUGGCGAUAGAGACAAUCUAUACUGCAAUUCAAACUUUCAUUUAUACUUUACUUCUAUACUCGAUGAUUGGAUUUGAGUGGACGGCUGGAAAAUUCUUAUUGUUCUACUACUUCAUAUUAACAUGCUUUGUCUACUUCACUCUGUAUGGGAUGAUGGUUGUUGCUCUAACACCGGGUCAUCAAAUUGCCGCAAUUGUCAUGUCCUUCUUCCUUAGUUUUUGGAACUUGUUCUCUGGUUUUCUCAUUCCUAGGACGCAAAUCCCUAUAUGGUGGAGGUGGUACUAUUGGGCUUCUCCUGUGGCUUGGACAUUAUAUGGCCUUGUGACUUCUCAAGUGGGUGAUAAAAAUGCUCCUCUUGAGGUUCCUGGACGGCAAAAUAUGACGGUAAAGGGCUUCCUCAAAGAAAACUUGGAUUUUGAAUAUAGCUUUCUCCCGGCUGUUGCUGUGGCUCAUAUUGGCUGGUGUCUCCUCUUUGUCUUCGUAUUUGCCUAUGCUAUCAGGUUCUUCAACUUCCAAAGGAGAUAACUAGUUUCUUCUACACAUGUUAUAUGUUG